Messenger RNA from Dermatophagoides farinae (American house dust mite), 3257 nucleotides. NCBI's taxonomy places the organism in Eukaryota, Metazoa, Arthropoda, Arachnida, Sarcoptiformes, Pyroglyphidae. The record is from RefSeq and is a predicted model, not a curated record.
GAUGAUGAAAAAAAUGAUGAGGAUGAUGAUUAUAAUGACGAUGGUAAUGAUAAUGGCGAUAAAAGUAAUGGCCAAAUUGUUCCAUCAAGAUCUAAACGUAUGAUACGAUCCACAAUAUUUGAAAUGAAAGAAAUGCCACAAUCUAUGAUUCAACAUUCGAAUCGUCAUCAUCAUCAUAAUUUACAUUAUUCACAUAUUCAUUCAGCAUUAUCAUCACCGUCAUCAUUGGAGGAAAACACAUCAACAUCAAUCAUUCAAUCAAAACAGAAUGUAUCAACCAGCCAUAGCCUUAUGGAAUCAUUGGCAACAUUGCCUUUGACAAUGAAUUCUGAUCUAAGCAAUACCAAAGAAUCAUCAUCAUCAUCAUCAUCAUCGAUACGAAUACGUCGGCAGGAUAUUGGUUCAGUUGAAAAUUCAACCGUAAUUGUUCAUAGUUUACCGGUUGAACAAUAUGAUCAAGAACAACCGGUUGAUCAAUCAACAACAACAACAGACAACGAACAGACUGUGUUGUUGGCUGAUCAACCAGAAUUCAAUAAUAAUGCGGAUUCCAUGAAUCCAUCUAUCAAUAGGCAACGACGACAGAAAAAGCGGAAAAGAAAAUUCAACAAUAUUGCUUAUCAAAGGAAUCCCUAUCAUUAUUCAUAUUCACCACCAUCGAAUUCACAUCCCAUAUACAUAGGCCUUGAAAUUAUCGACAUUGAUCAUAUAAAUGAUGCUGAAAAUUAUUUUUCACUACAAUUAUAUCUGUUCGAAAUGUGGGAAGAACCACGCCUUAAUACAACAGCAUUACGUUAUUGGUCACGAAAAUCUGAACCAAUACCAGUGUUGGAAGCGAAUAUGGCCGAUUGCCUGUGGACACCAUCAUUAAUAUUUGAAGAUUCUACCGAAAAAGAGCAUCUAUUACCACCAACAAAUAUUUUACUUGCACAUCCAGAAUUUAAUCGAUCAUUGGUUCUAUUACGAAAAUCAAGAUAUUCAUUAAAAGUCCGUUGUCAUAUGAAUCUACAGAUCUAUCCAAUGGAUAAACAUUCUUGUCAUUUCAAGAUUCGUACUUUUACUGAUCCAAUUCGAAAAGUGUCAUUAAAAUGGCUAUCAAAUUCUGGCAGCCCAAAACCAGAUCUAUUGGAUGUGAAUCAAAAUGAAGUGAUUUAUUCAUCUGAAUUUGCACCAUCAUUAUUUGAUAUCCGAGUACAACGGCCUGCUGGUUAUUCAACAAUAAAGUGGCUCAAUGAUCAUUAUUCAGUAUUGGCCGUUGAAUUCAUUUUUGAACGACGAAUCAUACAUUCAUUGUUGACAGUGUAUAUACCAUCAUCAUUGAUUGUAACGUUAUCAUGGUUACAAUUUUGGUUCGAUGUUGAAGCUGUACCCGGUCGUAUGUCAUUGGGUAUAAUGUCCACAUUAACAAUAAUGACACAAAUCUUAACUAAUUAUGAAAAAGCUGGUAAUCAUGUUACGGCUGUCGAUAUAUGGCUAUUCGUUUGUUUAAUAAUGGUAUUCUUAGCAUUGAUGGAAUAUGCGUUAGCUUAUACCAUAUCACAUUAUUAUGAUAAUUUCGAUGAUGAUGAUGAUGAUAAUAAUGGUGAUGCUGGUGUUGACCACAAUAAUAAUGAUAAUAAACAACAAGAAUCAUCAUUAAUGGCCAAUACGGAUAUUGAUGAAAUGAUGAUUGAUAAACUUAAAAUGAUCAAUAAUUCAACGUCUGCUAUGACUGGAAAUUGUCUCACUACUACAACACCAAAUCCUGUACAUCAGUCAUUAUUUCAAACAGCAAUUUCCCAUAAUAAUAAUAACCAGGUUUCACCAAUGAAAACUUCUAGUCUUCCCGCUGAUCUUUUACUGAACGAAUCAUUGAAAGAUAAUAAUACAAAAACGAAUGAUGAGAAUAGACCACCACAAUCAGCAGCUACUAGUGAUCGUAUUGUACAAGCUCAACAACAGAUACAAAAUGCAUCGAAAGAAUUAGAACAAUUAUUGUGUGAAAAAUUUGCCGAAACACUCGGUAUGGUUCAAUCAGCCCAGCGUUCUAUGUGGGAUGCACAACGUUUACAGCAAACAUUAUCAAUGAUCCAACAACAACAACAACAACAACAAUUUCCUGGCAAACAGUCAAUCAAUGAAAAUGAAAAUUCCAAAUUUUUACAUCAACGAAGGCCAAUGGUGAUGACUUAUAGUAGUGGUGGUGAUGGUAGUGUCCGACAGCAGCCAUCCAGGCCACGAACAUCAUCAACAUCAUGUCGAACCGGUACGACAAAUAAAUCGCAUCGAUUAUCGAAAUUUCGCCAAUCAUUACGGCGACAAAUGUCUAGCCGUAAUCUUAAAGCGGUCAGUGGUGUCGGUGGUUGGGCUCAUCGUAAUCGUAUGGGUGGUUUUGAUACGCAACGAUCAAAACUAAGUGAAGUGGAUUAUUGUAGCCGUUAUCUAUUUCCAUUUUCAUUUGUAUUGUUUGCCAUUGGCUAUUGGAUUGCAUUGAUUUAUUAUAAAUUAAUGAGCUGAUUAAUCAUCAAUUAAUCAAUAGUAUUCAUUAUUCAUAUUUGUAUAAUUUCGACUUUUUGUUUUUCAUUUCAAAUUUUUUUUUUUCCAUCACUAACACCAAUCGAUUCGUCAUGUUUUUAUCUAUCCAUUUUAGUUGUUUCAUUGAUCGUCAAUCAUUGAUCGCACAAAAUUUUGUGUGUGAAUCUCUAACCAAAAAAAAUGAAAAAAAAGCUUUUAAUCCACCCAAGUGACAUUUAAAUUCUCAUCUAUUGUUCAAAACUUGUUAUCAUCUGUGAGUAUCGGUUAUUUUGAAAAAGAAAAAGAAGAAGAAGAAAAUUCUCAUAUCGAUCCAUCAUUUUGAUAUUAAAAAAUUUCUAGUCUACACCCAUCGUUUUAUGUUCAAUAUUCUAUGGAUUCAUAUAUUAUUAUUAUAUGACAAUGAGAAGUCAAUAUUUUGUUUUAUAAAAUGUGAUGCAAAUUUACCAAAUGUUUAUUGAGAAUGUUGUUGUUGUUGUUGUUAUUAUUAUUAUUGUUUUGUUCUGAAUGGUUAAUUUACUGUCAACAAUGAAAAAAAACUUUGAGAAUUUUUUUUCCAUCCCCUUUUUUGCACCGAUUCAUUGACUUUAUUUUUAUUGUAAAUAUUCAUUUUAUUUAUGUGAUGGAAUUGUUGUUGUUUGUUAAUGAAAUGAUAUUUUUUGUCGAAAGCACCCAACUACCCACACACACACACACACAUACAAACGAUUGGAAUCCACGAUAAGAUAAAAGACAAAAGAAAAUCA